Molecule: messenger RNA, 2232 nt
Organism: Aspergillus affinis
Lineage: Eukaryota; Fungi; Ascomycota; Eurotiomycetes; Eurotiales; Aspergillaceae
Product: TRAPP III-specific subunit 85 family protein
Exons: 2
Coding region: 1-2232 (743 amino acids)
Biological process (GO): protein localization to phagophore assembly site; endoplasmic reticulum to Golgi vesicle-mediated transport
Cellular component (GO): TRAPPIII protein complex; cytoplasmic vesicle; phagophore assembly site
Source: RefSeq, a predicted model, not a curated record
AUGACAUCGCCCGGAGAUGCUGCUCCGGUCAGACCUCCGCCGUCUUUCUCGCCCGGCGUUCCCCGUGUCGCAUCGAAAUCGAGAUACCCGGAUCAGCGACGCGACUCGUCUCCGGCUCUAGAUGCAGACCUGGUGGAGUCAAGAAUCGGCGCAUCCCCUCCCCCUCCGCUCGCGGCUACAACGGCGGAGCUGCCGAUCCGGUCCGCAUCGCCUCAUGCUCGCUCGCUGAGGUCGUCAACGCCGCAAUUGGCCCGAUCGUCACUCGGGUCUCCUGUCGAGGGGCGGGGAGAGGUGGCGGAGGAUAUACACUCUCUUAUUCUACGGGCCUUCUCGCCGGUGGUCGGCGUUUACGCCUCUGUGGAUACCGAUGAGUUGGUGCAACAAAAGGGGUUCAAGGGAGGUUUCUGGGAUCUCAUAAGACCAUUCGGGGAAAAUGUGCCGGGCAAACUCGUUAUCCGAGAUAGCGUUGGGGCAAGUCGUGGCUGGGAUGACUAUGGCGUGCGAUUUGUGGACUUGGGAAGCAGUAGUUGGACUACGCCCCCGGGUACGGAGCGUGUAUCGCCCCUGGCCCAGGUGGAGGAGGUUUUGGAAAAGCAAUUGAACCCAGAUGGGAGUCUGCUGGGCGGAACGCUGGGCGCUAAGGAUCUCCUUAACUUCUCCAGGACGUCCCCGUUAUAUAAAAUGUAUUUGCGCCAGCUCCUAUCGGUAGCGACCGCGACGCCACACGAGACAUUCCGUCACCCAGUCGCCAGCAUUAUCGUCAUCAGUUCGCGCAACACGUCGCCUCUCGAGACCCUCAGGCGGCUAUAUGCAGACACCAGUAACGGUGACCGAAGAUUGCCCGGGUGGAUUCAAUCUGAUUAUCUGCGAUACUAUGUCCUAGUGCACGACGAGGACAGGGAUGAUAUCACGGAGUCAACUAAGCUUUACGACCAGAUGAAGCGGCAUUUCGGACUCCACUGCCAUCUGCUACGGUUACGGAGCAAUCAGUGUGUCGUAACGGAUGACGAUAGCGUCCAAGUGCCUGAAUGCGAAUGGUUGUCGCCAUCGGAACGUCUGUCAGAUCAAGCAGCGCCCCUAGUGGAUCUCGAUACUGAUGGCCUUCCUUAUCUAUUUGACUCCGAUGUAAUGGCCAUCAAGGCUUUUGUCCGUGAAUUGGUCGCGCAGUCUGUCGUACCAUUUAUGGAGAACCGAGUAUCGGUUUGGAACGAUCAGGUGGCUUCUCGCAGGCGUGGGUUCAGCGGCCGUUUCAUGUCCAUGUCGCGACGAUGGGCAGGUUUUGGAUCGGGGUCACGGUCUAGUUUUGUAGGCUCUGGCGGUGGAGCCAGCGGAAACUAUGAUUCCGCUCAUGGAUUCUACAAACCCGACGUCCCGGAAGCUACCCUGCGCAAGAUGGCCGAUUUCGCCUUCAUGCUUCGAGACUGGAAACUGGCGGCAUCGACAUAUGAGCUGCUUCGCUCAGACUACGCAAACGACAAGGCAUGGAGGUACCACGCAGGCGCGCAUGAGAUGUGCGCCGUCAGUACACUCCUAGGUCCCAUCGCAGGACCGAACAGAACCAAACUCGAUGGGAUUGAUCAAAUGCUUGAGACUGCUUGUUAUUCUUACCUAACGCGAUGCUCUGAUGCGCCCAACGCUUUGCGCUGCCUUUGUCUGGCAAUGGAGCUGUUGAAGUUUCGUGGGGGCUCUGCUGUUGAGAGCGCGGCUAAAUGGGCCAUGCGGGCCAUGGACCUGGGUUUAGUCGGCUCUAUUGGCCAAGGUCUCUUGAGUGAACGGAUUUCAGCCUGCUACGCUUCCCGAAAACCCGUCCCGGGAGUCAAUUGGGGCUCUCGCCGGAGAAAGGCUGGCAUGUGGAGCGUUCUUGCUGCCGAUCUGUGGCUUAAACUCGGAAGACCCUCGCUAGCAUCCGCGUGCUUGGAGGAAGCAGAACGUCUGUAUGCCGAUGUCUUAGACGGAAACGGUGCAUUCCCCAUGCCGGAGAUCCAGACUUUCAUCGACAAUCUACGACACGCCGUGAGAGUGGAAUAUCUCGAGACGAGGGGAUUAGACACCCGGGACCAAAUAAUCCCGGCGGAUCCCCUGGAAACGGAAGAAACUAGCGAGAAGCUAGACAGGCGCAAGAACCGGAGAUCACUGAUGAACAAUCCGCUAGACUCAGCCGGAGGGUUCAAUCUAGAGCAAGGUAUCCGGGAUAAUGACAACCCAGCCAAUGACGAUUUUGAACGAGCAUAG